UAGCGUUUUGGCCCCAGAGCCCAUAGAUGGCUUGCAGCCGCAGGCAUUCUGCCUUUCCUCAUGGAGGAAUUCAUCCGUGCACUUCAUGAAGAGCGCGAAGAACUCCUGCGAGUCGCUGAGGAGCACAACACGGCCAUGCAAAGAUCCAUGAUGUUGACCUUCCAGCGGCUGGACAACCGCUUUGCGGAGAAAGCCAACUCUCCAGGCGAGAGCGCGACUUUCCUUCAAGGCGCCGCGGGUGCCAUGAACUCAUUUGACUCGAUGAUGGCCAGCCAGCCCGUUGAGCCUGGUGCAGAUCCCUUGCCCGAGUGCAUGUCCCCCUCCAAGUCCCACGAAGACGUGGUGGAAGCCGUGGAGCCAGAGACUUAUCCCGAAAACACUGGCGGCCCAUCGGCCGACCCAUCGGCUGGCCCAUCUUGCGGCCCCAGCGCGUUCGCCACUUUCGAGUUAGCGUCAGAGAUGCCGCAAGCCGCUGCGCCUUUGCCCGCGCAAGCCACUCCGGCACAGUCGAAGAGCGCGAGACCAAAUGACACCUCGGAGAUCUUCGGCCUGCAGAGCAUCGUCCACCGAACCAAGCGCUACAUUGACAUCUUAGCCGGCGCCCUGGUGCUGUUGAACUCCUUUGUCAUGAUGCUGGAGCUGGAGUUGGAGGGAAGGGCUGUGGGUAUUCAGCUGGGCUUGGGGGACGGUUCAACUACUACCCUGGAAGAGAUCGAGCCAACUUUUCAAGUCUUGGACACUAUCUUUGUGUAUGUCUUCUUAGCCGAGCUGCUUCUGCGCAUAGCAGCUGAGCGGCUUCACUUCUUCCAUGAUGUGGCCAACUGGUUUGACGCCGUGCUGGUGGUGGUGGGCAUGUUUGACGUCUGGCUCAUCGUUCCCCUGUCUUCUGGUGAUGCCGAGCCCCAGAACAUCAUGAUGAUGCGCCUCGUGCGGGCGGUGAAGUGCCUCCGGGCCAUCCGCAUGGUGCGGACCUUUCGGCUCUUCCGGGGAUUGAAUCUGCUGGUGAAGGCCUGCCAGUGUUUCCUCCCUUCGUUGGGCUGGUCCAUGGUGCUCCUCUUGGUCUUUAUGUCCAUGGGCUCACUGGUUAUGGGCAACUUGUUGCGAGACUUCAUGAUGGACGCCAGUGAGAGCCUGGAGGACAGGCAGUGGAUUUGGAAUCGAUACGGUACCACGUACCGUGCAAUGUGGACGCUGUACGAAGUCACCUUUGCAGGGAACUGGCCAACCAACGCACGGCCUGUCUUGGACAAGGUGAGCCACGGCUUUGUUGUGUUCUUCCUUGUGUACAUCACCAUCAUUGUCUUUGCAGUGAUUCGGGUGAUCAGUGCAAUUUUUUUGAAGGACACCUUGGACGCUGCGCAGAACGAUGCGGAGCAGCUUGUUGUUGAUAGGUUGAAGAAGAAGGCUCAGUAUGUCCAGAAGCUGGAGGAAGUUUUCCGAGCGAUUGAUUCUUCCUCCGAUGGCAUGGUCACAGAGGAGAAAUUGACGCAAGUCCUCUCAAAUCCCAAAGUGGCAGCUUAUUUCCAGACUCUCGACGUCGACGUCGUCGACAGCACUGCUUUGUUUCACCUUCUCGACAAUGGUGACGGAGAAAUUACCUUGGACGAGUUCAUAGAAGGCAUAUUGCGGUGCAAAGGUCAUGCACGGGCCAUCGACCAGGUGGCCAUGCGCUCGGAGCUGCGGCAGUUGGAUGCGAAGCUUUCAAGGCUGAGCUUCCGCCUCAAGGAGGCAGGCAUCAUCAAGAGCAGCGGCAAAGCCAAGGUGAAUGGCAGAAUGAUCAGCGCAUAACGGCCUAACUUUCACUCGGCAAGCGGGGGCUGCAACCGAACA
Molecule: messenger RNA, 1830 nt
Organism: Effrenium voratum
Lineage: Eukaryota; Dinophyceae; Suessiales; Symbiodiniaceae
Source: the annotation of a GenBank genome assembly